AUUGGAUCUCAGCUCUGAGAACAAUCUCAACAAAUCUCAAAUCUCGAAUCGGAAUCAAAGUCUCCUCCCAGAAUGAAGGUAUUCGUCUGCUUGUUGGCCUCCCUGACACUGGCUAAUGCUGGCGGCUUCCGCGGCGGUGCGGGUGCGGGUGGUGCUGGCGGUGGCGGCGGUGGCUAUCUGCCCGGCGGAGGACGUGGAGGCGGCGGCUUUGGCGGCCGAUCUGCCAAUGGAGCUGGACUCGUCUCGCAUGUCUCGCAGUCCCAUGGCAACACCAAGGUCCAUAUUGGAGGACAAGGACAAGGCGGUGGUGCUGCCUACGGCGGCGGUGGAGCUGCAUCUUAUGGAGGCGGCGCAGGCGGUGGCUAUGGCGGUGGUGCUGGAGGACGCGGCGCAGCCUGGCAAGGAUCUGGAGCUGGUGGAGGACGCGGUGCCGGCGGCUGGCAAGGAGCAGGAGGAGCGGGCGGUGCUGGCGGCUGGCAGGGAGCAGGAGGAGCUGGCAGUGCUGGCGGCUGGCAGGGAGCUGGAGGAGCGGGCGGUGCUGGUGGCUGGCAGGGAGCAGGAGGAGCUGGCGGUGCCGGUGGCUGGCAGGGAGCAGGAGGAGCGGGCGGUGCCGGUGGCGGUGGCAAUGCCUGGGGCAACCCCGCUGAGUUCGAUUACACCGUUAGCCAUGCCUCAAGCGCUGGCGGCGGUUCCUAUGGUGGUGCUGCUCGUGGUGCUGCUGCUGGCGGUGGCUAUGGCGGUGGUUCCCGUGGCGGUGCUGGCUGGUGGAACGAUUAGACAUUU
Messenger RNA from Drosophila obscura, 783 nucleotides. Its product is annotated as glycine-rich protein 5. NCBI's taxonomy places the organism in Eukaryota, Metazoa, Arthropoda, Insecta, Diptera, Drosophilidae. Bases 73 to 777 code for a protein of 234 amino acids. The record is from RefSeq and is a predicted model, not a curated record. The transcript is spliced from 2 exons.